AUCAUCCGUGUUCAGAGAGGAGUUUCAGCAGAAAACAGUUGGCAGAUUGUGAGGCGAUACAGUGACUUUGACUUGCUUAAUAAUAGCUUGCAGAUCUCCACUCUAAGUCUACCUCUUCCUCCAAAGAAAUUGAUUGGAAAUAUGGAGCGUGAAUUCAUAGCGGAAAGACAGAAGGGACUCCAGGCCUAUCUGGAUGUAAUUACUACCCAUCACCUACUGUCCAACUGUGAACUGGUAAAAAAAUUCUUGGACCCAAACAGCUAUUCUGUAAACUACACUGAAAUUGCCUUACAGCAUGUUUCAAUGUUCUUCCGAUCGGAGCCAAAGUGGGAAGUGGUAGAACCACUGAAAGAUAUAGGUUGGCGAAUACGUAAGAAAUACUUCUUAAUGAAGAUUAAGAAUCAACCAAAGGAACGACUAGUGUUAAGCUGGGCUGAUCUUGGCCCUGAUAAAUACUUGUCUGACAAAGACUUACAGUAUGCUGUGAAACUUCUUUCUUCCUGUUCUCAUCCCUAUAUUUACAAAAUCACUUUUGCCACUGCCAAUGAAUCUUCAGCACUGGUUAUUAGACCAUUCAGUGAAAAAGGGACACUAAAGGACCUUAUUUAUAAGGCAAAGCCAAAAGACCCUUUCCUGAAGAAGUAUUGCAAUCCUAAAAAAAUUCAAGGUCUUGAACUUCAGCAAAUUAAAACAUAUGGAAGGCAAAUACUAGAGGUAUUAAAAUUCUUGCAUGAGAAAGGAUUUCCUUAUGGCCAUCUUCACUCUGCCAAUGUGAUGUUGGAUGGGGACACCUGCAAGUUACUGGAUCUAGAAAAUUCCUUAUUGGGACUCCCAUCAUUUUAUCGAUCAUACUUUUCACAGUUUCGGAAAAUUAACACUUUAGAAGGUGUGGAUAUACAUUGCUUUGGACACUUACUGUAUGAAAUGACAUAUGGAAGACCCCCAGAUACGAUUCCAGUUGACAGCUUCCCUCCUGCACCAUCAAUGUCUGUUGUGUCAGUGUUGGAAUCCAUUCUGACCUGUGAAGCUCUGAAGAAUGGGAUGCCAACUGCUUCACGGCUCUUACAGAUGCCAUUAUUCAGUGAUGUCCUGCUAACAAAUUCGGAGAAACCUCAGUUUAAGAUUCCUACUAAGCUAAAAGAGGCACUGAAGGCUUCCAAGGAGUGCACAGAAAAACGAUUAACAGAAGAACAGAAAUUGAUUCACCAGCACAGAAGGCUGACAAGAGCUCAAUCUCAUCAUGGCUCUGAAGAAGAAAAAAAGAAAAGGAAAAUCUUAGCACGAAAAAAGUCAAAACGUUCUGCCUAUGAAAGUGGGGAAGAACACUCAGCAAAAUACAGCAACUCCAAUAACUCAGCAGGCUCUGGGGCGAGUUCCCCAUUAACAUCUCCAUCAUCCCCCACUCCACCCUCCACAGCAGGAGCAUCGUUGAUACCCCCAGCACCACCACCACCUCCCGUGCCACCAGCAGCUCCUCCUCCAAGAGCAGAGGUGCCAACGCAGCCAAGCCUGCAGCCUGACGUCAGUGCAAGCCGAGGAGCCUUACUCAGCUCCAUCCAAAACUUUCAGAAAGGAACUCUGAAGAAAACACAGACCUGUGACUACAGUGCUCCCAGGAUCAGCUGAGGCCACUGGUCACACCAGGAUUGAAUUCCCUCUUCCCUCCUGUGCUGUCUUGGAACAAGACCCUCCAGACCAGAGACUGAUCCACCAGCCCAUUGUGCUGUAGCACCUAUUACCCUGAUUUCAGCUUUUCUUGAGCAGCAGCACCAGCCUGUCUGGAUUGUGGUGCUGUGUUAAGUACUCCAUUCUUUACUUGGUUUCAAGAACUUUGUUCUCUAGCUUCAGCUUCAGGGGAACAGCAACUUCUACAUGGCUGAACAAAAACCUGAGAAUAGGAA
Molecule: messenger RNA, 1901 nt
Organism: Chaetura pelagica (chimney swift)
Lineage: Eukaryota; Metazoa; Chordata; Aves; Apodiformes; Apodidae
Gene: PXK
Product: PX domain containing serine/threonine kinase
Exons: 18
Coding region: 142-1626 (494 amino acids)
Biological process (GO): early endosome to late endosome transport; endosome to lysosome transport; protein targeting to lysosome
Cellular component (GO): extrinsic component of endosome membrane; late endosome; early endosome
Molecular function (GO): phosphatidylinositol binding; protein kinase activity; actin binding
Source: RefSeq, a predicted model, not a curated record